CAAACCCUGGUCUCCUCCUUGGAGUCGAUUUACCACGGUACUCAAUCUGGAGAUGUUCAAUCUCUGAGAACUUUGCCAUUCAGUCCUCGUCGAUAUCCCGAAGAACAUCUUGAGCAAGGUUGUCAACGCUGCUAUGGAAAUGGUCACCGCUAUUGGACUUGUCAUCCUCUUUGGAAUGUUGGUGGUUGUCCUCUUGGGCUUCAUCGUCCCCGACGCUAUCUGGGUGUGUUUCUGUCGGCCGUUGUCCAGAACCACGCUAAUUCGAGAACAGAACUAUUUCUGGCCGGCAAAACCUUCCGACGACAAAUCACGUAUGGGAAAGCAAAAUGAAGACGAGAGAAAGCUUGCGACGGAGCGGGGAUAUUCCGAUGCCCAUCGUCGGGUCUUGUCUGAUGCGAUCUCUGAGUUAGAUCUGCCCUCAGAAAAGGUUGAUCAUGUCAAGUCCACUAUGACUAAUGAUAGCAAGGGAAACGAGACAGCCACAAAGACUGGCGUGGACAAGGUUGGAGAGAAGAAGGUUACUUGAGGUACUUCGUAUCAGCAGAAAGCGAAGUCAAAGUGUGUUAUUCUUAGGUAGUGGUCAUAGAGCAACGACCAAAAAUAAAAUGAAUGAAAUGAAGCGAAUGAAUACCUACACAGCCUAACGGUACUCAUCAGGAGGACUGAGUGGUGUGUAAGGUCUCUC
Molecule: messenger RNA, 685 nt
Organism: Hymenoscyphus albidus
Lineage: Eukaryota; Fungi; Ascomycota; Leotiomycetes; Helotiales; Helotiaceae
Source: the annotation of a GenBank genome assembly